AUAAACAUCACCCCAUCCCUUAAGUUCUUCACACCAAACCACAAAACCAAUUCCUCAUCUCCUCUUCCAGAAUACUUCAAAAACUUUUGUUCAACAUCUCACUUGCUAAUAUCCAAUUUCAAUCAUAUAUUAUGGCCAGUGUUAGUGUUCCCUCCAAAAUCACCCUGCAAUUCCUUCUCCUAGCAAUGUCUCUCAAUCUUGUUUUUGCGGGAAGAGUUCUCCAGGAACAAGAAACUAUGCUUUUUCAGUAUCACAAAGGUCCUCUACUCAUGGGAAAGAUUACCAUUAAUCUAAUUUGGUAUGGAAAUUUCAGGCCAUCCCAAAGAGCUAUUGUAUCUGAUUUCAUUACCGCGCUGUCAUCUCCACGGUCUCAAGUCCAGCCCUCAGUGGCAACCUGGUUUAGUUCCACGCAGAAAUACUACAACCUGAUCAAGGCCACGAAUUCAGUCAAGCUCGUAGCUGGCAGCCAAAUUCUGGAUGAACAAUACUCUCUAGGCAAAUCCCUCAAAAUGCAGCAGAUCGAACAACUGGCAGCAAAGGGUGAUCAAUUGAACGCCAUCAAUGUUGUCUUGACUUCAUCAGAUGUAGCAGUUGAAGGGUUUUGUACAAGCAAAUGUGGGACUCAUGGUUCUCUACAUUCAAAAAGCACUGUUGCAAAGGGCAGCAACAAUCAAAAGUUUGCUUAUAUUUGGGUUGGGAACUCAGAAACUCAGUGCCCGGGUCAAUGUGCCUGGCCAUUCCACCAGCCCCUCUAUGGACCACAAAGCCCACCAUUGGUUGCACCAAACAAUGACGUGGGUAUGGAUGGAAUGGUGAUCAACCUGGCUAGCCUUUUGGCCGGGACGGUCACCAACCCUUUUGGAAAUGGCUACUAUCAAGGACCAGCAACUGCACCUCUUGAGGCUGCAUCAGCCUGUCCUGGAAUUUAUGCUAAAGGGGCCUAUCCGGGCUAUGCUGGGAACUUGCUCGUGGAUUCUGCAACUGGUGCCAGCUACAACGCAAAUGGUGUAAAUAGCAGGAAAUACCUGCUUCCUGCCCUUUAUGAUCCUACUAGCAAUUCGUGUUCCACUUUGGUUUAAGAAUUCGUGGUAGUUCAGUAAUCUCGUAAGUAUAUACAAUUUGGCUAGUGAGGACAGAAAAUGGAAUGUACAUGCGUAUAUGAUGGUAUUUCAUUCAUUGAUUUGAGAUUAUGCAGUUAAUAAUUAUACUAUUAUGAGAGUUUCGUUUGCAUA
Messenger RNA from Coffea eugenioides, 1232 nucleotides. Its product is annotated as protein EXORDIUM-like. The record is from RefSeq and is a predicted model, not a curated record. The transcript has a single exon. The coding region runs from base 132 to 1079 and encodes 315 amino acids. Lineage: Eukaryota; Viridiplantae; Streptophyta; Magnoliopsida; Gentianales; Rubiaceae.